Ipomoea nil (Japanese morning glory) is the source of this 1488-nucleotide messenger RNA. RefSeq lists its product as uncharacterized. Gene Ontology annotation, biological process: DNA integration. The record is from RefSeq and is a predicted model, not a curated record. Gene Ontology annotation, molecular function: nucleic acid binding. Lineage: Eukaryota; Viridiplantae; Streptophyta; Magnoliopsida; Solanales; Convolvulaceae. The transcript is spliced from 3 exons. The coding region runs from base 1 to 1488 and encodes 495 amino acids.
AUGGAGCUCACCCAGUACGGGAUUGAGUACGCUCUGCGGACGUCCAUCAAGGCCCAGGCCUUUGCUGACUUCAUAGUAGAAUGCUCCGCCCACCCGGUGGAGAGCUCGCUGGUUGAAGGUCCGGAGGCAGCGAAAUGGUGGGAGAUACACACCGACGGUGCCGCCAGCACCCGGCAUUGUGGAGGUGGCGUCAUGGUCACCACCCCCGAGGGAUUCCGCCUAUAUUAUGCCUUAAGAUACCAAUUUCGAACCUCCAACAAUGAGGCGGAGGAGGAAAGGCUAAGACUCUAUAAAGAUGUUGUCAAAGGGUUAUUGAAUAAGUUGGAAGCCUACGAGAUUGUUCACAUCUCGCGAGCCGAGAAUGCUGAAGCAGAUAUCCUAUCGAAGUUGGCCUUGGGAAGGGUACCCCUGUACCUGUCGAUGGCUUGUCGCAUCGCGGUCGUAGAGCGACCAAGCACCGAAAUGCUCUCGGUUUGCGCAGUUGUCCAGGCACCCACUUCCCUACCCAGCCAUGAUAACCAGCCCAAGUGGCCGUGGCUAACGGACUUGAUCAGGUAUAAGCAAAAGGCGGAGUUACCUGACAAUAAGGAGGAUGCCGACUGCAUAAGAAGGAGAGCUCCCUCCUUCGAGUUGGUGGAUGGGCUGCUCUAUAAGAGAUCUGACGGAAGGCCGUUGUUAUGCUCUCUACUCCCUGAGGAAGCCAGGACCGUGAUGGCAGCCACCCAUCGAGGAAUCUGUGAGGCCCCUCAAGGGGACAACACUCUGGCCAAGAAGCUCAUCGUUCGGGGCUACUAUUGGCCAACCAUGGUGAAAGACUGCGUCGAGGAAGUGCUAAAAUGCUCUGUGUGCCAAGUGUUCGCUAAAAAGAGCACCCGGCCGGCAACCUUUUAUACCCCGAUUACUACUGCGAUACCAUUUGUAAGUGGGGUAUCGACCUACUCGGGCCGCUGCCCCAAGUGCCCGGGCGAAUUUGGGUUGCCCGAGCAGCUAGUGACAGAUAACGGACGACAAUUUGACAACAGGGCCUUCGCGACUUUCUGUGUACAGAAUGGUAUUCGGCACAUUAAGGUGUCCGUAGCUUACCACCAGGCGAAUGGACAGAUUGAGAACUUAAACCGUACACUCUUGGACGGGUUGUGGAAAAAGUUAGAGGAGUUAGGUGACACAUGGGUUGAGCAGUUGGAGAAGGUACUAUGGGCGUACCGGACGACCCCGCGAAGGGAGACUGUUGAAACCCCUAUUGCCUUAGCAUACCGGUUCGAGGCGAAGGUCCCAACCGAGCUCUUGGUGCCUAGUCGACGAGUCUUGCUGUACAAUGACGAAGGAAAUGAAGGAACGCUGCGAAUUGAAAAGAAUCUCUUGGAGGAAAGGCGAGACGUAGCCUAUGCUCGGAUGGUCGAGUACCAGAAGGCUGUCAAGCGCUACCAGGAGGGCGAGCCUGUGGAACGAAUGUGGAACACUCACCACCUUAAGAAAUUCUACCAGUGA